Messenger RNA from Antrostomus carolinensis (chuck-will's-widow), 249 nucleotides. It is a transcript of the gene CCDC25, whose product is annotated as coiled-coil domain containing 25. The transcript has 2 exons. The annotation marks the transcript as partial. The record is from RefSeq and is a predicted model, not a curated record. NCBI's taxonomy places the organism in Eukaryota, Metazoa, Chordata, Aves, Caprimulgiformes, Caprimulgidae.
GUGAAAAUGCUGACAGUGGAGAAGAAAGUGAACGAGAUCCUGAACAGGUUAGAGAAGACAAAAGUGGAACGUUUCCCAGAUCUGGCUGCUGAGAAAGAAGCUCGGGAUAGAGAGGAGAGAAAUGAGAAAAAAGCCCAAAUCCAAGAGAUGAAGCGAAAGGAAAAGGAAGAGAUGAAGAAAAAGAAAGAGCUGGAAGAACUUAGGAGCUACUCAUCGUUGAUGAAGGCUGAGAACAUGUCCUCCAAUCAG